AAUAUUCUUGCAAACCCUAAACCCUUCAUCGUCCUCCCCACAACACACACUAACACUACAUUUCCCUCUUUCCACCUCCAUUGAAGAAGAAAUGAAAGCUUCAAGUUUAAACCCAUAGCUCCAAUUUUCGAAAUUAAGGGCUACAGCUUACAACCUUCAACCCCUUCACAUCUCAAGCUCUACAACUGCACCCCACCGGUCUUCUGCCGCCUCCUGUUUCACUGCCCGUUUUUCUGUUGCUUUAUAUAUAUACAUAUAUAUCCUAGUCGAUUAUCGGUGGUACAACAUUUAGAUGCAUCGAACUGUGGUAUUAUGGAGCCGUAGAGGAAUCAGAAACAGAGCUACGAUUUUCUCACGCAGUUCAACAUUUAUCAACUCUCAAUUGAAUAAUGAUGUGCGUUCCAGAAAUGAUAAUGAUGUUUUUUCAUUCAGAGCAUUUACAUACAGCACUUAUUCUUUCACAAGGCUGCCACCUAAUCCAAAUGACCCGGCCACCUUGAUGAAGGAGGAUGGUGUGGCGGUUUGUUCCCAAAUGUGGAUUGAGAAUUUCAGGGAGCCUGAUAAAACUGUUACUAAUUUGACAAAUUAUUUGAGAAGGUUUGAGUUGUGGGUGUUGGCUUACCAGAAGGUGUGUGCGGAUGCGACUGGGGCAUACAUGCCCCGUAGCUCCAUCACGCGUUCUGCACUGGAGGAUUUGUUGGCGCUGCGCAAUGCAGUCCUUGAUUGCAGGUUUAAGUGGGGGGCUAGGCUGGAAUUUUUUAUUAGGUCCCCCAAUGACAAGACUGAUUAUGAAUCUUUGUCGAAGAGGAAGAUUAAGGCAAUCUUGACUACCACGCAGCCUUCACCUUUCCAGGAUAAGAUUGUCCAGGAGGUGCUUUUGAUGGUUUUGGAGCCGGUGUAUGAGGCAAGGUUUUCGCAGAAGUCAUAUGCGUUUAGGCCCGGAAGGAAUGCCCACACAGUUCUGAGGGUGAUCAGAAGAAGUUUUGCUGGUUACUUGUGGUAUAUAAAGGGGGAUUUGAGUUCAGUGCUCGAUGGUAUGAAGGUUGGAAUGGUGAUCAAUGCUCUGAUGAGGGAUGUUAGGGAUAAGAAAGUGAUUGAUUUGAUAAAGGCUGCAUUGACCACACCAGUUAUUACCGGUAGACCUGAUGAUGGAGAAAAGAAAAAGAAAAAGAAGAGGAAGUAUCAGAAGAAAAGAGUUUUGGCAGAGGAUGAGCCGAAACCUGAUCCAUAUUGGUUGGAAACGUUUUUCGGGUUUGCACCAGAGGAGGCUGAGAUACAUCCUUCUUGGGGUCAUUGUGGAAUCCUGAGUCCUCUUUUGGCUAACAUAUGCCUUGAUGAAUUGGACCGCUGGAUGGAAGACAAAGUUAAGGAAUUUUAUAAGCCGUCAACUAGUGAUGUCAUAUGGAACAGUCCUGAUGGGGAGGCAGAACAAGGAAAUACAUCUUGGCCGGAAUUUGUUCCUACCAGUGGUCCAGAUAAGACUCGGAAAAUUGAUUACAUACGUUAUGGUGGUCACAUCUUGAUUGGAGUUAGAGGACCAAGGGCAGAUGCAGCAACUCUAAGAAAACAGUUGAUAGAGUUCUGUGAUGAGAAGUAUAUGUUAAAACUGGAUAAUGAGUGCCUACCCAUUGAGCAUAUAACUAAAGGCAUUAUGUUUCUUGACCAUGUAUUAUGCCGUAGAGUUGUUUAUCCUACUCUUCGGUAUACAGCUACUGGUGGAAAAAUUAUCAGUGAAAAAGGCGUGGGAACUUUGUUGUCAGUUACAGCUAGUUUGAAACAGUGCAUUAAACAAUUUAGAAAGUUGAGUUUUCUCAAGGGAGAUAGAGACCCAGAUCCACAACCUUGUUUUAGAAUGUUUCAUGCUACACAGGCUCACACAAAUGCUCAGAUGAAUAAGUUUUUGUCAACAAUGGUGGAGUGGUACAGAUAUGCCGAUAACAGGAAG
Molecule: messenger RNA, 1945 nt
Organism: Salvia hispanica
Lineage: Eukaryota; Viridiplantae; Streptophyta; Magnoliopsida; Lamiales; Lamiaceae
Source: RefSeq, a predicted model, not a curated record